This is a messenger RNA of Dictyostelium purpureum, 1656 nucleotides long. RefSeq lists its product as uncharacterized. Gene Ontology annotation, biological process: fructose 2,6-bisphosphate metabolic process; fructose metabolic process. Gene Ontology annotation, molecular function: fructose-2,6-bisphosphate 2-phosphatase activity; 6-phosphofructo-2-kinase activity; ATP binding. The coding region runs from base 1 to 1656 and encodes 551 amino acids. Lineage: Eukaryota; Evosea; Eumycetozoa; Dictyosteliales; Dictyosteliaceae. Gene Ontology annotation, cellular component: cytosol. The record is from RefSeq and is a predicted model, not a curated record. The transcript is spliced from 2 exons.
AUGUCACAAACAUUUUCGCCAUCAGAACAUGUUUAUUCAAGUGAAACUACUAUAGUCGAUAAUAAUCAUGAAAACUCAAAUUCAUUUUUAGUGCCAAAGUCACCGUCAUCAUCGCCACCAUCUAUACCAAUUGCACAUGAAGAAUCAGGUAAUAAAUUAGUAAAAGAAAUAUUUUUUAGAGUUAAAGAUAGAGUAAAGAAAGCAUUUUUUAAAGGAAAAACAUUAGAAGAUUUAAAAACAUUAUUUUGUCAAAAGUUUAAUGAAUUCCCAAAGGAUAUAGAAAUUCAAUUUUUAAUAGUAGAAAAAGGUACCGGUAAAGAGACACAAGUGGUAGAUGUUAAUAUGAUCAAAGAGCAUCAAGAAAUUUUAAUUAGACAUGAAUAUAAUGAAGAAACUAGAAAAAGAUCACAAGGUUAUACCGGAUUAGAUAAAGAAAAAAUUGUAUUAGUUAUGGUUGGAUUACCAGCAAGAGGAAAAACUUAUGUAGCAAGAAAAAUUUGUAGAAUGUUAAAUUGGAUGUUGGUACCAGCAAAGGUAUUUAAUGUAGGUGAAUAUAGAAGAUUAAGAAUUGGUGCAGGACAACCACAUGACUUUUUUGACCCACACAACCCAGAAGGUAUUAAAGCAAGAUUACAUAUGGCAGUGGCAGCACUUGAUGAUAUGAUAUCAUGGUUACACAAUGGUGGUAGAGUUGGAAUUUAUGAUGCCACUAACAGCACCAACGAGCGUAGACAAUUGGUAGAGAAACGUUGCCAACGUGAAAAGAUGACAGUGGUAUUUGUAGAGUCUAUUUGUAAUGAUCCGGAUGUAAUCGAGCAUAAUAUUAAAGAAACCAAACUUUUAUCACCAGAUUAUCAAGGUGUAGACCCAUCAAAAGCCGUUCAGGAUUUUAGAGAUAGAAUUAAUCAUUAUAUGAAGGUGUAUGAAACUGUUGAUGGUGAAUCAACACGUUAUAUCAAACUUUUCGAUGUUGGCAAAAAGAUCGAAGUCAAUAAUAUUACAGGCUACAUACCUUCUCGUGUUGUCUUCUUUUUAAUGAAUCUCCAUUUACAUCCAAGACCCAUUUGGUUAACUAGACACGGUGAAAGUGAAUUCAAUGCUUCAGGCCGUAUAGGUGGUGACAGUGACCUCACAGAACGUGGUGAUAAUUACGCACAUCAAUUGGCAGUUUGGAUUAGCGAAUGGUGUUCAAAUAUUAGGGCUAAUGGUUAUGAUGGUGAGGUUGUAGUUUGGACCUCCAGUUUAAAACGUGCAAUUCGUACCGCUCAAUAUAUUUCACAGCCAAAGGUAGUAAUGAGAGCUUUGGAUGAAAUCGAUGCCGGUAUUUGCGAUGGUAUGACAUACGAAGAGAUUCAAGAGAAAAUGCCAGAUGAAAGAGCUGCUCGUGAUUCAGAUAAACUUCAAUAUCGUUAUCCAAGAGGUGAAUCUUAUGAAGAUGUAAUUCAACGUUUAGAACCAUUGCUUUUAGAAUUAGAGAGAACUAAACAUCCAGUUUUAAUAGUCAGUCAUCAAGCUACACUACGUUGUCUAUAUAGUUAUCUUUUAGGUAAAGUUAAAGAAGAGUGUCCUUUUAUAAAUAUACCUCUUCACACAUUAAUACAAUUAACCCCAAAGGCUUAUGCUUGUGAAGAAAAAAUUUAUAAAUUAGCAAAUUAA